GUUCUACAUUAUCACCUUUUUAAAACCAAACAGUCGAUAUACAGUAUUUCUUUGUAGUUUAUAUUUUACACACAACUAAACCGGAUAGUUUUUGGAUACUUAUAACAGUUCAUGGUAAAAUGUCGCAUUACAAAAUAUUUUCGACAAGUGGAACAUCAGCAUCUGUUUCAUUUUUUGGGAUCCCUUAUGCAGACUUUGACAGAACAGGGCAUUGGGCAGUAUGGUGUAUUUCGAAGAUGUUUGAAGCCGCCCGAAUAAUUGCAUUGUAUAAUGGAUUUCUAAAUUUUACUAAAAUUGAUGGACGAGAGGCAGGUAUGGUGAUUGUGAAACAGCAGUUAAAACUCAGUCCCAAGUUACACGAAAUGACCUUAAAAUCGAAAACUCAGUUGUUAUUUGACAUGGUGCUGCUAGAAGUCGGAAAAACGUCUAUUUUAUAUCGGAUACAAUUCAAAGAUGGGUCCACUAAUGAAAUUCUUGGUGAGAAUUUUCUCAAAUUUGUCAGAAUGAGCAGAAAAACAAGACGACCUAUGGUAUUUCCAGACUGGUUCUACGAAUUGUACGCAUCGUAUAUGAAUUCUUCCGGUCAUCCAGUUUUGUCGAAAGAACCUUUGCCUGAAAUUCCAGACAAUGCAUAUAAAUUCGUUGUUGUUCCAAAUCAUAGUGACACGGACAGGAACAAUCACGUGAACCAAUCAUCAUACAUCAAAUUUUGUAUGGAUGUUGCCACAAAAGCAGCCUUAAGUGGACAUUAUGUUCACUUUUCUGAAGACAUGUGUCUCUACGCCUCCCUUCAAUGGACAAUAAGUUACGUUGGUGAAAGCAUGGCAAAUGACGAACUUAAUAUAUUUACUUGGCAAAGGGAGUAUAAACCAGAACACAUAUAUUUUUCAAUUUUGUUAAAAGGUAGACCAAUUUUUCAUGCUUCAACAAUUUUCGAUGAGGAGGCAAAAGGAAUCAGAAUAGCUUCUAGAAUAUAAAAAAAAAAGUAUAUUGAAAAUUAAAAAGAAUAAAACAAAAUCGUCAUAUACUAGUACUGCAUCAAUCAUGUAAAUGAUCAUUGAUGUUUCGAAAACCCUUCUACAUGAAUAUGGAUCACUGAUUAAGUAAUUCUAACUACAUCUAUGAAAAUACUGUUUAUGAAUUGAUAUGUACGUAAUAAAAAUAUACCUCUA
Saccostrea echinata is the source of this 1172-nucleotide messenger RNA. RefSeq lists its product as uncharacterized. The transcript has 3 exons. NCBI's taxonomy places the organism in Eukaryota, Metazoa, Mollusca, Bivalvia, Ostreida, Ostreidae. The record is from RefSeq and is a predicted model, not a curated record. The coding region runs from base 120 to 977 and encodes 285 amino acids.